CCAUAGUCUCUACAUGACUAUUCUUCUUCAAGAAAAUAGUUGCAGAGUCAAAUUUAUCACACCAAUUAACUAUCCCCACGCAGGAAGAUUGGGGGCUCUUGGUUUCAAGGUUUCAAGAAAUUGAUCUUGACCUGUGGACACAUGAUGUGGCCAAAUAUUACUGCAGCCCCUUUUUUGCUGACUGGCUUUCCAGGGCUGGAGGCAGCUCAUCACUGGAUCUCCAUCCCCUUCUUUGUCAUUUAUGUGUGCAUCCUUCUGGGCAAUGGCAUGCUCCUCUACCUCAUCAAGCAUGACCACAGUCUUCAUGAGCCCAUGUACUACUUCCUCACCAUGCUUGCAGUCACAGACCUCAUGGUGACAUUAACCACAAUGCCUACAGUAAUGGGUGUUCUAUGGGUGAAUCACAGGGAGAUCAGUAGUGUGGGCUGCUUCCUGCAGGCCUACUUUAUUCCCUCCCUUUCUGUUGUGGAAUCAGGUUCCCUCCUGACAAUGGCAUAUGAUCGUUUCAUUGCCAUCCGCAAUCCUUUGAGAUAUGCUUCUAUUCUCACCAAUACUAGAGUCGUAGCAUUAGGAGUGGGAGUGUUUCUAAGGGGUUUUGUAUCCAUCCUGCCUGUAAUCUUGCGUCUUUUUUCAUUUUCAUAUUGCAAAUCUCAUGUUGUCACACGUGCUUUCUGCCUUCACCAAGAAAUCAUGAGACUGGCUUGUGCUGAUAUAACUUUCAAUAGAAUUUACCCUGUAAUUUUGAUCUCUUUAACAAUUUUCCUAGACUCUCUGAUCAUUCUCUUCUCCUAUAUUCUAAUUCUUAAGACUGUUAUAGGCAUUGCCUCCAGUGAAGAGAGAGCCAAAGCCCUCAAUACUUGUAUCUCCCACAUUAGUUGUGUUCUUAUUUUCUAUGUUGCAGUGAUGGGUUUGAUAUUCAUCUACAGAUUUGGAAGGAAUGUGCCAGAGGUUGUCCACAUUAUCAUGAGUUAUAUCUACUUCCUCUUUCCUCCUUUAAUGAAUCCUAUCAUCUAUAGCAUCAAGACCAAGCAAAUACAACAUGGUAUUAUCCGCCUUUUAUUGAAACAUAAGUUUAGUAGUUAAACUCGGGUCUGGAGAAUCAGACACAGACACAAAAAUGAAGACAGAAUGAAAAACUAAAGCCUGGACUUCUUUCUUAGCCAAGAGCAAGAAUAUAUUGGAAGACAAUGUUUCACUCAGAAGGGCUUAAGGACUUUACUAUAGGGUUGGGGCAUAGCCUAAGAUGCCUGGUGACAGAAGACUGAGUAGACUGCAUGGAACUGAAAAACUCCAUAUUUAAAUUCCUCUUUCCAACGCACCUGAAAUUAACCACUUCGGUGAAAUUUGAAAAAAAAAGACAGAACAUAUAAUCUUUUUGAAAAACUUUUGCAUCAGUGUGCAUACAUGUUUAUGUGUUUGCAUAGGCUAGUGUACACAUGUGUAAAAUUUUUUUGAUCAUCAUUCUCUGGAAAUAAAUUCUUAAUUAAAAUUUUCGUUAUUCUCAUGGCAAAUAUAGUGAAAAGAAAUUAACAUUUUAAAUUUACUUUUAAAUAAGUAAGUGUUGGUUAUCUUUUUAAAUGUCCUCUACCCUGAGUUAGAGUACUUUCCAGGGCCAUGAUUUGCAUUUAAUAUUUUUGAUAUAGUCAUAAGUCACUUACAAAGUAUUUCAAUAAGAGUUUUUAAGUUUUCAAUACAUUUAUUACAGUAUGGCUGGAUUUUAUAAAAAGUAUAUCUCUUUACCUUAUUCUUCUUUAAAUAUUCUUUUGCCCAAACAAAAUCUUAGAAGGGAAAACCUAGACAAGCUUCCUGUCAGCUUGCAAAAAGUAAGAAGUGAGUUUAUAAGGGUACGUUUGCUCUUCAGAUGAUUUUAACGUGCUUUUCCAUAGAUCUUUGAGGAAGCUCAUAUAAAAUUGAAAAUAAUCUAUGCUUGAUUCUUUCUCUCAGGUGAAAUUGUUGAAUCAACCAUUCUAUUCUAUUUAUUAAAAUCAAAUAAAUGGUCUUUAAGAUUUAAGAUACUUUAUACUAGUAUGUACAUGUAUAAUUGUGUUUGCAUGUGUGUGUGGACAUCUGCACGUGUGGAACAAAUCUUUCAAUAUUUUAUCUUAGAUAUAAUU
Messenger RNA from Cebus imitator (Panamanian white-faced capuchin), 2114 nucleotides. RefSeq names its product olfactory receptor 51B2. The coding region runs from base 142 to 1083 and encodes 313 amino acids. The transcript has a single exon. Gene Ontology annotation, molecular function: olfactory receptor activity; G protein-coupled receptor activity. The record is from RefSeq and is a predicted model, not a curated record. Lineage: Eukaryota; Metazoa; Chordata; Mammalia; Primates; Cebidae. Gene Ontology annotation, cellular component: membrane. Gene Ontology annotation, biological process: G protein-coupled receptor signaling pathway.